This is a messenger RNA of Pangasianodon hypophthalmus (striped catfish), 1050 nucleotides long. RefSeq names its product trace amine-associated receptor 13c-like. Gene Ontology annotation, cellular component: membrane. The record is from RefSeq and is a predicted model, not a curated record. Gene Ontology annotation, biological process: G protein-coupled receptor signaling pathway. The transcript has a single exon. Lineage: Eukaryota; Metazoa; Chordata; Actinopteri; Siluriformes; Pangasiidae. Bases 1 to 1050 code for a protein of 349 amino acids. Gene Ontology annotation, molecular function: trace-amine receptor activity.
AUGGUGGACCCUCAAAAUUCUUCUUUACUGGAAGUAGAAGAUUUUAUAGAGUACUGUUAUCCUGAAUCAAAUGUCUCAUGUAUGAAAACUUCUCAUAAUGUGGCUGCUAAAACUGUGUUAUAUUCGAUACUGGUGUUUGCAAUGGCCAUUACAAUUCUAGGGAACUUUGUGGUCAUCAUCUCUAUAGCUCAUUUCAAACAGCUUCACACACCUACAAACAUUUUGGUGAUGUCUCUGGCUCUGGUGGAUCUGCUUCUGGGAAUCACAGUCAUGCCUUUCAGUAUGGUCAGGACCGUGGAUGGCUGCUGGUACUUUGGAAAAGAAUUCUGCUAUUGGCAUUCUACUUUUGACUUUCUCUUCACCGGUGCAUCAAUCUUUCACCUGAUUUCUAUUGCUACAGAUCGAUAUCAAGCUGUGUGUUAUCCACUUCAAUACCCUACAAGAAUAACUCUACCUGUCGCAGGUUUUAUGGCAGCUCUGAGCUGGGUUUUGGCUAUAGUGUACGCUUUCAGUACUGUUGGUACAAAAGCAAAUGAAGCAAACUUAGAAGAUUAUAUUGCAUCUAUAGAUUGUUUUGGAAAUUGUUUCUUUUUGGUUAAUGCACUAUGUGCUUCUAUAAGUACAUCUCUUUUUUUCAUUUUGCCGGUCUGUGUUAUGAUCGGUCUGUAUGCUCAAAUAUUUUUGGUUUCAGAAAAGCAUGCAAGGAAAAUGGAAGGCACAAAAAAGGGCAGAACUGAUGUGACCUCAAACAAAAUAUUACAAAAAGUGAAACAUGAGAAAAAAGCAGCAAAAACUCUUGGGAUUGUUGUAGGUGCAUUUAAUUUAUGCUGGAUGCCAUAUUUUAUUACAUCUGUUGUUGAUCCUCUUUACAACUUUACCACUCCUGCAAUCAUUUAUGAACUAUUUGUCUGGUUGGGUUACAUUAAUUCAACAUUCAACCCCAUCAUAUAUGGCCUUUUCUAUCCAUGGUUCAGAAAAACACUGUAUCUCAUUGUUACACUAAAGAUAUUUGCUCCUAACUCCUCUGACAUAAAAGUUUAUGCAGCUUGA